Molecule: messenger RNA, 6724 nt
Organism: Gallus gallus (chicken)
Lineage: Eukaryota; Metazoa; Chordata; Aves; Galliformes; Phasianidae
Gene: KCTD16
Product: potassium channel tetramerization domain containing 16
Exons: 3
Coding region: 824-2107 (427 amino acids)
Biological process (GO): regulation of G protein-coupled receptor signaling pathway; protein homooligomerization
Cellular component (GO): presynaptic membrane; postsynaptic membrane
Molecular function (GO): protein binding
Source: RefSeq, a predicted model, not a curated record
GAGCGGAGCGGAUCCGAGCAGAGCAGCGCAGCAGGGCGCGGGAGCGGCGCGGCACAGCGGGGCAGAGCGCAGCGGGCGGCCCCGGCGGGGACAUGAGAGCGCCGCGUUCCGCGCUGCCCGGGCGGCUGUCGCCGCGGGAGUCGCUGGAGCCUUUCAGCCCUUAGCGCGGGCUGCGGGGUUUCUGCAAGUCAUCUGAGGCAGCGUCCCCCGCAGCGCGUUCCCCGCUCUCAAGGAACCCGAUCGGAUUUAUUUGGGAUUUUUGUGCUUUUUUUUCUCCCCUUCCCCCCUUUGUGCUGUGUGUCGUGUUUUCUCAUCACCUGCCAUGGUUAACUUUUUUUGUGACUCGGUUUAACUCUCGAGAUCUACAUGAAUGUUGUUAAGAGCACUUUUGCCUUUGCUGUCCCUUGCUGGGAUCGGAUCUGAUACUAUCUGGACUCUAUGUGCCUGUAUGUUUGUUCUGAGUGUCUUGAAAUUUUGCUUUCCUUUACAAGAGCUAUGCAUUAUUUGUAACCAAGAAAACCAGUGAAUUACCGUAGGCUGGGCUUGACCUUGAUUUUGAUGGCUUUGUUGGAAGACCUAAUGAUGUGAUUGUAUUUCAUGAAGGGAUUUCUCUCCAGCCCCUAUGGCUUAGGAUAUAAGACACUUCUGUCACGCUGUUACUUAUGGACAAUUCAGAUAUUUUUUUAGACCUACCUUUUGGGUUUUCUUUCUUUCCUCACUUCCCCUUCCCCCCAUUUCUCCUUAAUACUGGGAGCCUUAUUCUAGACUUUGAUGUGACUGACCAUCCUCCUGCUCUGUGCUGCUGUUUUCUUUUUAAAGUACAAUGGCUCUAAGUGGCAACUGCAGGACUUACCUCCCUGCCCGAGAGCAGGGAUCUGGGCUGCAAUCCUUCCCAGAGGUUGUGGAGCUAAAUGUGGGUGGCCAAGUUUACUUCACUCGCCACUCCACCUUGGUUGGCACCCCUCACUCCUUGCUGUGGAAAAUGUUCACCCCAAAAAGAGACACAGCCAAUGAUCUGGCCAAGGACUCCAAGGGAAGAUUCUUCAUUGACAGAGAUGGUUUCCUUUUUCGCUAUAUUCUGGACUAUCUCAGGGACAAGCAAGUUGUUCUGCCUGACCACUUCCCUGAAAAGGGAAGGCUCAAGAGGGAGGCUGAGUACUUCCAGCUCCCAGACUUGGUCAAACUCCUGACUCCUGAUGACAGCAAGCAAAGCCCCGAUGAUUAUUGCCACAGUGACUACGAAGAGGUCUCCCAAGGCAGUGACACAAGAAUAUGCCCCCCUCCAUCUCUCUUACCAUCAGAUCGAAAGUGGGGAUUCAUUACCAUUGGGUACCGGGGUUCAUGCACUAUUGGCAGGGAGAGCCAAGCAGAUGCCAAAUUCAGGAGGGUCCCAAGGAUUUUGGUUUGUGGAAGGAUCGCUUUGGUCAAAGAGGUGUUUGGAGAAAGUUUGAAUGAAAGCAGAGAUCCAGACAGAGCUCCAGAAAGGUACACCUCCAGGUUUUAUCUCAAGUUCAAGCAUCUGGAGAGGGCUUUUGACAUGUUAUCCGAGUGUGGAUUCCACAUGGUGGCCUGCAACUCCUCUGUGACAGCAUCCUUUGUCAAUCAGUACACUGAUGACAAGGUCUGGUCCAGCUACACUGAAUAUGUCUUCUACCGUGAGCCGUCCCGCUGGGCCUCGUCCCACUGCGACUGCUGCUGCAAGGAUGGCAAAGGCGAGAAGGAGGGUGAGAGCGGCACAUCCUGCAACGAGCUGUCGACGUCCAGCUGUGACAGCCAGUCGGAGGGCAGCUCCCCGCAGGAGACCGUCAUCUGCGGCCCCGUCACGCGACAGCCCAACAUCCAGACGCUGGACCGCCCGGCCAAGAAGGGCCCUGUGCUGCUGCUGCAGCACUCCGAGAGCCGGCGCAAGAGCGACCUGCUGCGGACGCUCACCUCGGGCUCCCGCGAGUCUACCGCCAGCAAGAAGAAGGCGGUGAAGGAGAAGCUCUCCAUCGAGGAGGAGCUGGAGAAGUGCAUCCAGGAUUUCCUCAAGAUCAAAAUCCCAGACAGGUUUCCAGAAAGAAAGCAUCCCUGGCAGUCGGAACUGCUGCGGAAGUACCACCUAUAGGUGGGAUGGUACCCAUUGCCAUUACAGUGGGAUACGGAGUGAUACGGAAAUGAUUCCCGAUAGUAAUUAUGUGUUAGGUCACAAAAGAAACAAUCCAUCUCUAUAGUACUGCCUAAUUUGCCUAUCUCACCUUAACAUUUAUAGUCGUAGGGUAACGAUAUUUUUCCAGUUGUGGAAGCACAAUGACAAAUGUUUUUCUUUGUCAACUCUGAGUCUUACGCAAGCAGAGUACCUUAAGGGCACACAGGGCCGGCAGCGCGCACUGCUUUGCUCUCUGGGGGUGUGCAGCUCCGUGCCCGGGGGCAGCAGGGCCAUGAGGGCAAUGUGCCGGGACAGCAUUGCCUUCAGCACCUGCAUGUGGGCGUGCACAUAUAUAUAUAUAUGUGUGUAUAUACAUCUCCGUGUAUAUAUAUGUAUAUAUAUAUCAGUAUAUAUUGCUGACACAUUGCCUGGCUCCCUCCUGAUCACUGCACUUUCUCAGGAAAGAGCGCUGUUAGCAGCUGUGGAUGGUCGGCUCUUUGCAAUCUCUGAGGGCUGCAGCAGAACCCCCUCGCUCUGUCUCUCUCUCUUCUUUCCCUUUUCUGAGGCACAGUGAAUGCAUUUCCCUGCAGAUAGGGAUAGGGCUCUCUGUUGCUGUGUUCCAUGUGUUUCUGGUGCUCUCUCGUUGUCCCUUGCCCUCGCUGUGCCCCCAGGCUGUGUGGGGGCUGUGGGCUCAGCCCAUGCUUGUGGCAGGGCAGGCACAGGAGGCUCCCAUCUGGUGUGGAAGCAAAUACUGGAGAUGAUCAGCCUGUUGAGACAUGCUUAAUGCUCUGACUGGCAGGGAAUGGGUCUCUGGGUCAGCAGCAGUGCUGUGCCAGCUGUGUGCGUUCCAGAGAACUGGAAAUGAACCGCAUGGAGUGUCCCUGGGGCUGCAGAAGGGGUGCACAGUGGCACCGCUGCAGAGGGAGGAACGAGCCCUGGGGUGCUCAGAGAAAUCAUCCAUUGUCAGACAGCACAAAAAGAGUGAGACAGACAGAUAUGGGGCUGGUUGGGAUGGGCAGCUUGUCUCAGACUUAUUUAGCAUCUUCCAGGCUCCAGAGCUCCUGAAUUUGAGACCGCCAUGGGAGAUGAUGUCAGUGUGCACAAGUUAUCUCUGCUGAUCCUAAGGCGGUUUCAGUGAGGGGUUCCUCUGUGCUUGCAGGGCUCUGUUGUUCCCACAUCAGGGAGCUUUUGGUUUGCCAGGAGGAUCGUAAGGGCUGCGUGAACAGAGCAUGGUAUCCAUGGUGCAGCUGCAGGAGGGUAUUGGUGAGGGUGCACGUGGACCUAUGUGGACCAAAUAAUUUUUUUCCCCUAUAUGUUUCCCCUAUAUUUUUCUCCUAUACGCACCACAAGGAUGCUUUACAGCGCUCUGGUGGACAGGCUGUGGGGUUUUAGUUCCAGCCUGGAAGUCGUUUUUUUCCUUUCUUUGCAAAGUUGUGUGCAGAGGGCAGUGCUGGGCUGCCCUGCUGGCAGUGACUGUGGUAGCUGGGACCCCCCCGUGCCCCCAAGUGCCCCCAGGCCCAGGAAGGACCCCCCCUCUCCCCCUCCCUGCCCCACAGCGCUGCUGCAUGCGGUGUUCUGAGCCCCUGACAUGUCAGCCCCAUGUGUACCAUGGUACGAACUACUUGUCCAGUCCUAUGGAUAGAUUAUGCCCCCGCGGGGUUUUGUAGAUUAAUAGUAAAAGAACAACGACAACGACAACUAAAAAAAAAAGCACUUUUAAAUUAUUUAUAUUAUAAAAAGACAUUCUUUAUUUUUCUUGGCAUCGAUAUCACUUAGCUACAAAUCAGUUUGUAAGAAUGCUAUUGCAGAUUUUAAUCUAUAGCAAUGACCAAGCACGGGAUGUGGCUCUGGGGCCGUGGUGGGGGUGGGGGCUGCGGCGGUGCCUCCCUGGCCCUGCUCACCCCACAGCCCGGACCUCACAUGGCACGCAGUGACUUCGCUGCAGCGGAGUCCAUCUAUUGCACACCGAUGUAGGUUAAGUGGCACCCACCGAAUUACCUCUUCUACUCUCCGACGUGGUUCACUUGUAUAUAAGUGUAAUGUCAACUUGUUUACAGGUUAUUUUGUGCUUAAUUGUGGAAGAAAAACUAAAGUUUUAACGACAAAUGUAAAGGAACCGAUUUGACUGGAAGGUGUUUAACAAUGAAUGUGCUUAAUGCAGUAUAGACAUCAUUGGUUGUGGUCUCACACGAAUGCAUGUAUCUCCGUGUCGUCAGUCCCCACCAGUGAGGUUAUUGGCAAUAUUCUGCGGUCUGUGAAUAGCAAAUACGCAUACACUGCUGUGACUCUGACAAAUAUAACUCAGUUACUGUUUCUACUGUGGUAUGUAAAAAAAAAAAAAAAAAAAAACAGAACAACAGCAACAACGAAGUAGCUUUUAGCCUGCUGUAUUUCCCUGGGACAGAUAACACCGAGAGAGAGCAUGGAAAUGGGGGGAAACAGCAGUGCCCGAGCAUGGCCUGGGGGCUGCUGGGGGCCGUGUCCCUCUGGAGGGCGUGGGGAGGUGCUGGGGGGUCAGGGAGGGGUUGGUUCUGUGGCAGAGAGCUGAGCUCUGCCUUAGUAGCCCAAUAAGCACAGAGUGAUGGUACAGGAAUGGGUCCUGCAUGGGUGGGUGUUAGCAGUGUGCUGGUGGGAGUGCAGCUGUCAGUGCUGUGCAUCGGGGGUGAGACGUGCAGCUGGUCAGUGCCGCUCUGUGCACACGUUCUGUGAGAGUACAGGCAGGGCUAAGUGAGUUGGUGCCCUUCACCUGCCACAUACACACAGAAAUUUGUAAUGGGUGCCUCCUCACCCGCUGUGAUUCCACAUUGCUCCAUAUGUACCAGGUCCCUGCAGAAUGGAGAUCACUCUCCCCCAAGGUUUUUGGUUUUGCCCCAUUUGUACCAUUGAGAAGCUGAAAGCAGCACAGAGCAACUGUGAGCUGCAGCCCUCCUCCCCCCACCUUAAGUAGAGAUGGGAGCACCGUCACAGCUGCAGCUCAUCUGGGACAGCUGGUGCUGCAUUGGGUUCACCUGAUGGAGCAUCCCCAAGAACACCAUGACAGCUUUCCUGUGCUCUGCAAGACACCCUGUGAUGGGAAGGCUCUGUCACAUUCCAGGGCCAGGACAGCUGCUGGGGCUGGGGGUGGCCCACCUCUAUACCCCCCUGCAGGGCCACUCCGGGUGGCAGCCGCUGGAUGUGGGCUUCCAUUCAUCCCCUCCCUGCGCGGUUUCUCGGGGUCACUGCUCUGCACCACCACGACUCCAAUGGGGUCAGAAAUGCUGGGGUGGAAGAGCUCGAAGAGCAGCAGCUGAGCGCCUGUGUGGCUGCGUGUUCUGAGGGGGGGUUUAAAAUUAUUCUUAAUCUUUGGUACUUGGCUGUUCCUCAGCAGAGCCCCUCCUGACGGCACCUCCUGCUCCUGCACCUCCCACACUGCUACGCCUCCUACACUCCUGCACUGCUGCAUCUGCACCUCCCACGCUGCUGCGCUUCCUACACUCCUGCACUGUUGCACCUCCUGCACUGCUGCACCGCUGCACCUGCACCUCCUGCACAACUGCACAACUGCACUUGCACCACCUGCACCUCCUGUACUGCUGUACUGCACCACCUGCACUGCUGCCUGGAGCAGCACUGGGGAGUACCGUGUGCUCAUCUUCGGGGAGGCCCAUCCAGAACCGGGUGCUGCUGUCAGGUUCAUUGGCUGUGCCACAGGGUCUGCGGCUGCGGGGCUGUGCUCAUGAGGACCCAGCAGCAGCCACCCGGUGCUGCAGAACAAAGCCAAUUAGCAGGGCUCCAGCUCCCUGAUAAUAAUUCUUAGGAGAAGAGGAACUGUUCUGGAAUACAUUAUUGUCUUCAUUUCUUUUCAUGUGCAAAGAAAUAAAAAGCUUGCCCUUCGCUGGCAGCCAGGGUGAGGACAAUCCAGUGGUAAUGAGAGAAGCCCUACUCAGAGGCAGUCCUGCCCUCUCCCUCCCAGCACACAGAAGGUUUGGGGGCUUCUGAUUGCCUCCCACCUCCCCUGAUGCCCCCAUAUGCCAAGGGGCAGCAGCACAGAGCCCCACGUUGCUGGAGGCUGCAGUGCCCAGGGGUGCAAGCAGGAGCCUCACAGGGUGGAUGUGAAGGAGCAGAGGCUGUUUGGAUUGCAGUACCUGUAUGAUAAUUACUGCAGACUUAAUUACCUCCCAUACACACUGCACAAAGUGCAUGGGAGGUAGGAGUGGUGUCCUUUGAUACCAGCUAGUGUCAGAAAAUAAUUUUAAUCUGCCUUACAACUAUAUAAUUAAAAGCACUUAUAUAUAGACGUAUCUACACACACACACGUGUAUCUCUUUCCUGUGCUGAUGGACCCACAACCGUUCUGCCCGGCGGUGGCAUUGACCCCCAUGGCCGGAGCAGUGGGGCUGAGUUACUGCUGUGCCCCAACACAGAGCACUGAGCUCAGCAGUGCCCAGAGGAGGAGGAGGAGGAGGAAGAGGCUGAAGCUCCUCUGAGGGGGCGGGGAGAUCUGUAAAUACAGCAGGUUAAAGGCUGGCAGUGUGACUGCAGUCUGUAUUUCAAGCAGAUGUUUCCCAUGUUUUGUAGUAUCGUUUUAUUGGUAAAUAAAAACCAACCAAAGACAAA